Vicia villosa (hairy vetch) is the source of this 2052-nucleotide messenger RNA. RefSeq lists its product as uncharacterized. The coding region runs from base 1 to 2052 and encodes 683 amino acids. The transcript is spliced from 6 exons. Gene Ontology annotation, molecular function: protein dimerization activity; DNA binding. NCBI's taxonomy places the organism in Eukaryota, Viridiplantae, Streptophyta, Magnoliopsida, Fabales, Fabaceae. The record is from RefSeq and is a predicted model, not a curated record.
AUGGCAUCUUCUGAAACACCAUCAUCACAACCACCAUCACAAGAAGCAUCUUCAGCUCAAAGUUUAGUUCAAAAUAAUGUUAGAGGGAAGACUGAUAUAACUUGGGCACAUUGUACUAGAAGUCCUGAUGGAAAAUCUCUUGUUUGUAUGUACUGUCACAAAUCUUUUGGUGGAGGUGGAAUUCAUAGAGUAAAGCAACACUUGGCUAGAAUAGUAGGAAAUGUUGAAAUUUGUAAGAAAGUGUCUACUAAAAUUCGUUUCCAGAUGAAACUACAUUUCAAUGAGCGAAGCAAGAAAAGAAAAGCUUCAGAUGUGGCUGAAAGUGAGUCAUUUACUGCGGAGGGAGGUGAAUUGCAAAUUGGUGCAUCUAAAAAGAAUGACGCUCGUAUUGGUAGUUAUUUUUUACCAAGAACAACUCCGGGAGCUCAGUCUACUUUAAAAAGUGUGAUGCAAAGUAAAGAAGUGAUAGAAAAAUGUGAUCUUGCUAUUGCCAGGUGGUUUAUUGAUGCAUCUAUUCCUUUCAAUGCUGCAAAUUCACCGUAUUUUUAUCCCGCAGUUGAUGUUCUCUGUUGUAUGGGUGCUGGAUAUAAAGUUCCUACCAUGCAUGCUCUUCGUGGUAAUUUGUUAAAUAAGUGGGUUGAUGAUGUGAAGAUACAGAUAAAGCAAUAUCGUUCUAUUUGGAAGGAUACAGAUUGUACUCUUAUGGCAGAUGGGUGGAUUGAAAUACUAUUUAAGCUUUUCAAGGAAGUAGCGUUGUAUGUUGGACCGGAAAAUGUUGUUCAAAUUGUUACCGAUAAUCCUGCGAAUUAUGUUGCUGCUAGAAAGUUGUUGGAAAUGGAGUUUCCUAAGUUGUUUUGGUCUCCUUGCGUAGUACACUGUGGAAGAGAAAUACUCCGUCCUCCUCCAACCCGCUUUGCUACUAAUUUCAUUGCACUGCAAAGUAUUCUGUCUCAUAAAAAUGCACUAAGAGCCAUGGUAACAUCCAAAGAGUGGACAACCACAACUUAUUCCAAAGAUGCCAAGGAAAAACAAUUUGUGGAACAAGUCUUAGACUCAAGCUUUUGGUCUAAAUGUGCUGACAUAGUGAAAAUUACAGAACCUCUUAUAUGUGUGUUGCGUAUUGUUGAUAACGAAGAUAAGCCGACUAUGGAAUAUCUCUAUCGAGCUAUGUAUAAAGCAAGAGAGGAGAUUGAGAAUAGGUUUAGAAGAAAUAAGUUGAAAGUAGAGCCUUAUUUGAAGAUCUUGGAUAACUGUUGGGAUGCACAACUUCGGAAAAAUCUCCAUGUUGCUGGUUAUUGGUUAAAUCCAUCUUGUAGAUUUGGUCCAGAAUAUGAAAAAAACAAGACCACCACCCAAGGCCUUUUGGAUGUCAUUGAAAAGUAUGCUUAUGAUAGUAAGGACUUGCGAUCUAAAUUAACUGCUGAGAUGACUUCAUUCAAAAAUUGUGAAGGUAGUUUUGGAAAGACAACAACAGUAGAAAACCGAGAUGAAGUUUCGCCAGAUCAAUGGUGGGACACUUAUGGAACCGAAGCACCGAAUUUGCAAAAGCUGGCUAUUCGGAUUUUGAGUCAAACUUGUAGUGCAUCUGGUUGUGAACGAAAUUGGAGUGUGUUUGAACACUUUCAUUCAAAAAAGAGAAAUAGGUUGGAGAAUCAAAAGCUUAACGAUCUCGUUUAUGUUCGUUACAAUUUACGGCUACAAAAUAGAAACAAGAAGAAACAAAAUUAUGAUCCUAUUAAGUUUGAAACACUUGGUGAUCAUUCUAAUUGGGUGUUGGAGGAUUCACCAUCAUUCUUGACCAUUGAGGAGGUGGAAGCACUACUCAAAGAUCUUGCUAGUAUGACAAUCCAACAUAUUUCAAAUGAUAUUGCUGAAUUAAAUUUGGAUGAGAUUGAUGUUGAGGGAGAUGCGUCACUUAACUCCGGAGAAAACAACCAAAGUAAUAAUAUCAUUGAAGGGGAAGAUGUUGCUAAUGCGAUUGAUUUUGUCGGAGAUGAUUUUGAUAUUGAAGGAGAUCCCAACAUUGAGAUAAUUUUACCUCCUUGGAACUAA